Podarcis lilfordi (Lilford's wall lizard) is the source of this 31479-nucleotide messenger RNA. The record is from the annotation of a GenBank genome assembly. NCBI's taxonomy places the organism in Eukaryota, Metazoa, Chordata, Lepidosauria, Squamata, Lacertidae.
AUGGCUCACAACAAACCCUUCUUCUCCUUCUCCUUCAACAAAUUGCCAGUGACAAAAGCGUCAACCUCCACUCGGAGGAGCUGCAACGGAAAGCUAAUGAAGGGAGACCUUCUUGAGAAGGUGCGGCCCGGAUAGGUGCGUCAUGAAGAGGCUGGCAGCGGUGGGUGGGGGUUGCCUGUGCCCUCCUGCCUUCACCUUGGCUGCUCAUCGCCUCUGGCCCAUGACGGUGGCAUCUUCCGACACAAACGGACGUCAGUCGGCACUGCAGCGGCACGGAGAUGAAUCAAGAAGUUUCUUCAAGUGUUGAGGCGGAGGACAUGGAGGGAAGAUCUCCGACAAUGGCAGUGUUAUAAGAAAAAACCCCUGCUCCUUUUCUCUUAUGGGGUAUCCAAGAGCCAGUAUAGAGUUCUUAAGUGGGUCCCCUAUUGGUAGGAGAAAAUAACAGAGGCCAACCAGAGUACAGUGGCACCUCGGGUUACAGACGCUUCAGGUUACAGACUCCGCUAACCCAGAAAUAGUACCUUGGGUUAAGAACUUUGCUUCAGGAUGAGAACAGAAAUCGCAUGGCGGCGGCACAGCAGCAGUGGGAGGCCCCAUUAGCUAAAGUGUUUCCUCAGGUUAAGAACAGUUUCAGGUUAAGAACAGACCUCCAGAAUGAAUUAAGUCCUUAACCCGAGGUACCACUGUAUAUUGAGAAGCAAAGCAGCUAGUAAGCCUGAUCUUUCUUAAACUGUUGCAGCGGGGUCCCCACUCACCACACGCAGGAGGGAGGAGCACCCCGAACAAUGGUGCAGAAGCCCUUAUUUAGACAUUUGAAAUUGCCCGCCCUGUAGCCCAAGACCACCCUCCUAAAACAUCAUACAUACAUCACAGAAGGAGGGGUCUACAGCAGGGGAGGCGGUCUACAGCAUAAAUCCUGCCUGCCAGGAUACCUAAUAAUGGUCACUGAUUGCUUUACCUGGGCAGCCUGGCCGUUCUUUUGUGAUGGUUAAUACUUUAGUUACUGAAUCCAGGUCUCAGGCUCACCCUAUUCAUAAACAAAUAUGCCCUGAAACAGGAUUUGUAAGCAAAAGACAAUGGGGAGGCUUUCCCAUUUCCUUCCUCCUUGCAGAGAAAUAUUUGAGGUCAAUUUGGGAGAGUCAAAAUGGCUUCAGGAUUGCUCUCCUGUACUAUUUCAGACAUGGGGUUUAUAUACUUAUGUAAGUGUUUGCCUUGCACAUUUAUGAACAUUUAAUUUAUAUUUGAGACCUUAGAAUUCUUAUAACAGCAGGAUAAGGCCCAGAACAGUUUUUUGAGCUCAUAGGUGGCAGGUGCCUACUUUGGGGCAACACCAGUGCCACGCUAGGCAGCAACCAUCCACUUUCGUCCAUUUGAUGCCAUCUCUGCCAAGAAGCCAGGAGCGGGGUUGCACUCUGGGCCUCCAUGAAGACUUACUGGUUCUUCCCUAAACAAUCCCUCAAGCAUCACAUAAGGACCACAUAGUAUAGCGAGGGAGGGGAGGCACAACUGCCCUGCCUUGGCAAUACAAGCAUCUCCUACGAGAGGCCUCCAAACUCCUUCCCAGCUGCCAAAACAUUGCUUUUUGUAGUGCCUUCUCUAGCACGGAGCCCUGCUGGGCUGGCACGUGACCCGUACGGCCCCUUUUGCCCAAGCGGAGCCUUUUCGAGCCGCACGCUGGCAUUUCACAACCAAAACCCUCCCCGCCCCGUUCACCAUGAGGGAAAACAAGUCUGGCAUGAGGCCGGAGGUGCCUCCUCACAGCCAUCCCUCUCAACCCCCGGCAAGGGCAAGCCUCCUGGGACAGAUUGAAGAGGCUGCCCCAAAAGGAGGCCCCAGUCCUCGCCGCCUCCCAAGACGAGCAGCGACUCUUGGGGAGACAGGGAGAAGUUGUGGCCUAGAUGUUUAGGUUCCACUUGCUGCUCUAAAGGCAAGCCCAGGGGAGCCGCAGGGUAUCGCAACUAUGACGCAGUGCUUGUUGUUGUUUAGUUUUUCAGUCGUGUCCGACUCUUUGUGACCCCAUGGACCAGAGCACGCCAGGCACUCCUGUCUUCCACUGCCUCCCGCAGUUUGGUCAAACUCAUGCUGGUAGCUUCGAGAACACUAUCCAACCAUCUCAUCUUCUGUCGUCCCCUUCUCCUUGUGCCCUCCAUCUUUCCCAACAUCAGGGUCUUUUCCAGGGAGUCUUCUCUUCUCAUGAGGUGGCCAAAGUAUUGGAGCCUCAGCUUCACGAUCUGUCCUUCCAGUGAGCACUCAGGGCUGAUUUCCUUAAGAAUGGAUAGGUUUGAUCUUCUUGCAGUCCAUGGGACUCUCAAGAGUCUCCUCCAGCACCAUAAUUCAAAAGCAUCAGUUCUUCGGCAAUCAGCCUUCUUUAUGGUCCAGCUCUCACUUCCUUACAUCACUACUGGGAAAACCAUAGCUUUAACUAUACGGACCUUUGUUGGCAAGCUGAUGUUUCUGCUUUUUAAGAUGCUGUCUAGGUUUGUCAUUGCUUUCCUCCCAAGAAGCAGGCGUCUUUUAAUUGCGUGACUGCUGUCACCAUCUGCAGUGAUCAUGGAGCCUACCUGGAGUAGGAACCGGCAAGCCACUCCAGUAUCCCUGCCAAGAAAACUCCAAUGACGUAAUACAGUGGUUCCCAAUUGUUAGUCCCCAGUCCUCAGGGGGUCUGCAUAACCCAACCAAGGGUCCUUGGCACCCAUUCACAUAACAAAAGUGACCACCAAGAUAUAAAGGUUUCUAGAGUAAAGGGUCAGUGGCUUUGCUUUUGAAAAGGGGGACGGGUCCGCAGUACUUGGCCAAUUGGGAGCCACUGAUGUAGUGAAUAGAAUAGAAUGGAAGGCAAGAGGCAGGAGAGGUGUCAAAUUUUGGCCUUGCAGAGGGUGCCACUGAAAUUGGAAAGGUCAAAGUCUGCCCCAGAUUCCCCUCUCCACUUGGGUACUCCGGACUUUAAAAUUUGUUUCAGAAAUCUAUUGCUCGGCUUGAAAUUGCUUACACUACAAGUGAGGAGGCUUAUAAUUGCACUCUGCCAGCAGAUGGCGCCGGUAACCUUGCUUGUCACUUAUUUUUCCGCCCCAGAUGGCAGAACCCAAAAAAACGGGUUUGCAUCUGGGGCUCUGAGGUCCCUAUGCCCCGUACUUUUUAUAAGAGGCCAUACAUAUAUACAAACCUGUGGUUCUUAAAGGAUCAAACACCGCUUGCUUAUUUGCUUAAUUUAUGCAUUGCUUCCCAAGAAACACCUCAUAGCAAUUAACAAUAAUAAAAGAUCAACAGUAAAAGCAAUUUCAUACACAGACUUGGGAGGGAGCUCCGAAGGGUUGUGGUGCCGCCACACUAAAGGCCUGAUUCCUGCAUCAUGUGGGGGUGGGACAGAUCUCUUCUAUCUGCAGCACAAAGUCUAGUCUGCAAAGCAUGCUAUAGAAUCAUAGAAUUGUAGAGUUGGAAGGGGACAAUGUGGGCCUUGAACCCACAACCUUGAGAUUGCCUCAAGCUCUACCGACUGAGCUACCAGCUGAGUAUAUAAGGGUCAAGACGCUGUCUUAGAUUAUCCUGAUAUCGAGCCGCAUAGGGCUUUGUAUACCAGGACCAGCAUAUUAAACUUAGUCCCGCAGCUAAUUGGCAGCAGGUUCAAGGCCUUCAACACUGGCGUAACAAGAAGCCGAUACAAUGGUACCUCGGGUUACAUACGCCUCAGGUUACAGACUCCGCUAACCCAGAAAUAGUACCUCGGGUUAAGAACUUUGCUUCAGGAUGAGAACAGAAAUCAUGCUCUGGCAGUGUGGCAGCAGUGGGAGGCCCCAUUAGCUAAACUGGUGCUUCAGGUUAAGAACAGUUUCAGGUUAAGUACGGACCUCCGGAAUGAAUUAAGUACUUAACCCGAGGUAUCACUGUAUUCUGCCCCCAGGGAGCAGUCCAGCUGCUCCUUUUGCACUCGCUGCAGGUUCCAGGCCAACCACACAGAGGGGAUUGCAGUAAUCCAGCCUGACAGUUUACCAGCACGUGGCUGCAGCUGGUGAAAGGAACUUCUGGCCACUGAGAACAGCUGGACGUCUAUUUAUUUAUUUUUCCAAUUUUUUAAAUUCAUUUUAUAACACAAAUAAACAAUACAAACAGAAAUACAAACAAAUUCUUGUCUUAUCCUUAUUUUUUCUAAACAUUGUUAGGUGAGCUUCCCCAAGUCCCCCCUAUCUGAUUUUCAUUUUACCUCACCUUUAGCAGUUUCAUACAUCAUAAUUUUUAACCAAUUUUUUUUAUCACACUUACUUUUACCUUAAAAACCUUCACAUUUUUUCACUUACAAAUAAUACUAUUUUAAAAUACACUAUCUUCUACUUCUAACCCUACAGCCUAUAUCCACUUCCACAGCUAUUCUAAGAUUUAAAUAUUAACAUAUUUUUCCAAAUAUUCUUUAAGCUUCUUCCAGUCUUCUUCCACCAUCUCUUCUCUCUGGUCUCGGACUCUCCCAGUCAGUUCAGCAAGUUCCAUAUAGGAGGACAGCUAGGCUUCUAGCGACACAGAUGAUGCAGGCGAAUCCCUGGAUUUACAAACUUACUCCUUCAGAGGAGAGUAUGCAGGCAAUUGUCCCAGCUGGAGAACUGGACACUCUCAGCACCUCUGCCUUGCCAGGAUUCAGAAUCAGUUUGUUGGCCCUCGUCCAACCCACCGCUGAGUCCAGCCACUGGUCCAAGGUUUGCACAGCUUCUUCUGAUUCAGAUGUUACGGUGAAAUUGUUCCACCAGCACACAGAGGACACUGUGCCCCGGAUCGCCAAAUGAUUGUUCCCAAUGGUUAGUGUGGGAGGUUAAAUAGCUCUGGGAACAAGCUGGUACCCUGCAGCACCCCACGGUACAACUGCUGCUCCCCCCCCCAAAAAAAAAUAAUAAUCACCCAGUGUCAGUGCUAUUUGUCUAGGGGAAAAAAGAGGUGCUGGAACUCACUUGGAAAUGCCCCCUUUGGUAAAACAAGGACCCUCCUCAAUACCCAUCUAACAGAGUCAGUUCAAGAAGAUUCCACCAUCAGUGGAAUAUUUGCUGAGAGAUCAAGCAAGAAUAAUAGGGUGGCCAGGGCUUUUAUUCAGCCAGAACUCAGUUCCGGCACCUCUCAGGUGGGCACCAUUGCCAUUAUAAGAGAACAAGGGAGGUGUUUCAAGGUGAGUUCUGGCACCUCUUUUUCUUGAAAAAUAGCACUCCCCUUGUCCUUCUCCCCAUGAAGUUCAUCCAUCAGAACAUUUCAGGCCUUUUAAGAGCCAGGCCUGGACCCAGCCUGAAAAGGGACAAGGUGAUCCGUUUCACCCAAGAGUAUUUGCAACUGUCUUGCCACUGUCUCCCUUAAUCGCCUUUCCCCCAUGGAGGGUAUUUGUCACAAGUCACUGGGUCCAGACUGAACUUUCUUCUCAGGAGUGGUGGGAUCCCCUCUCUUUCAAGAGGUCCAGGACCACUCCCCUCGUGCCAAGAUGUGUUCACCCACAUCUGAAUUAUGUAUUUAGACCAUCUUAUAUACUGCCGAAUUGCAAUCGUCUUUAAUUCCCCCCCCCCAAAAAAAAUUUCCAAACAUUUUAUUGGUUUUUACAAUAUUAACGACAAACAAAAACACAAAACGAACAAACAUAACAAACAUAAACCAUAACCUUAUUGCAAUCAUCUUUAAAGCCAUACAAACUUCAGACAAAUUCGCUCUGGAUCCUGGUAGGAUGGUAGUUAAUAACUCGAACCAUACACACAUUUUUUCCAUCUUUUUUAUUUUUUAACCUAAACUAAAACAAGUUUUAUUGCGUUUGCUGAAAACCUUUCACAACAUCAUCCAAGCGACCUCAGCGAGCGUUUUGAUUUCAAAUACUCUGAUUGUUUCUACUUUUAGUUAAGGAUUUUUAUUUAUCUCGCUUGCAGCCUUUAUGGGGGGGGGCUUUUCGUGGAGGAAGGAACCUGGACAGCUCAGUUGGCUAGAGCCUGGUGCUGAUCAUUGCCAAGGUUGCAUGUUCGAUCCUCUGCAGGGGUUGGACUAGGAUCUUUAAGGAUCCCUUCCAACUCUACAAUUCUACGACUUGCUUGAUUUACGCCUGGCAACGCCUGGGGUCCCUUCGUCCUGAUGGGUCUUCCUUUGAGUAAAUUUAGCUGGCUGCAGCCCCCGCUUCCUCCUCCUCCUCCUCCCCCUCCUCCCCUUGCUUUAAUCCUACGCAAGGCCGCUUAUCCAAGCGGUCGCCGGGCAGGAGGACGAGGUAGGAGCCGCUGCUGCAGCCGGAUCCGCCCGCUUCCCUCCUUCCUUCUUGCGCUCCUUGGGGAGGCCUCCGGGACCGGGGAAGGCGGUGGGCCCCGUGAGUGGGUGGGCAGGGGCUGCGGGGGGGCUCGGCGGGGCCAGGAAGGCGGGGGAGGCGUCGCCCAGCCUCCCUCCCUCCUUUCCUUCCUUCCUCCCAUCCGCCUGCGGAGCCGCAGAGCCGCCGCCUCCUGCCCGCCAGAAGGCGGGGCGAGAGCGCCUUGGCCGCGCAGGCAGGCAGGCAGGUAAGUACUUGGGUGGGUGGUUUUGGGGUGGGGGUCUCCCUGGUCCCUUCUCAUUCUGGCGUCUUGGAUGAGAGGUUGGGGGUGGCCUCUCCCUCCCCAGCAGGUGGAGGGAGGGGCCGGAGGGGCUUCGCCCAACAACAGCCCUGCGAGGUGGUCCCGCCUUCCUCUGGCCCGGCGUCCUGCAAGUGUAGGCGGGGGGGGGGGGUGGAGGAAGAAAGGGCGGAGUCCAUCACGGCCAAGAGCGGAGACCUGGCGCAGCAACGCGGAUGCUGGGCUCCCCUCUGGGCUUUGCAGCAAGGGUAGCUCAGGCCAGGCAGGGGAAGGAGGGACCAGGGUCGAGGCUAUCACCCCUCCCACCAUGGCAUGCCUGCCAGGUUGCCUUGCCUCGCUGUAAUCCUCUGGACAUGUGCAGAGUGCCGCCUCCUCCUCCUAAAAGGGAUACAUUUUGCCGUCAGCGUGUCUGCAUGCAACCCCCCCCAAAAAAAAUUCAACCCCCACGGAUCUCCAGGUGAGACCUGGGAAACUUUGGGAAGGGUUGCAGCCAGCAGAGGCCCUUAAAAAGGAACAGAGAUGCUACUGGCCAUGUGCAAAGUUCCUCCCCCUGUUGUAUAUUAGCAAAGGAGGGUCCAGUCAUGUCCCCGAUAAUAUGAAGUCAAAACCAAACCCAAAAUGGCAGCUUACUAAAAAUCCUAGAGGGACUGUAGAGGUCACCUAGUUGAAAUCCACAUCCCCCCACCCCCACCCCCGCUGCUCAUUGCAGGAAUUUGCAACUGCAGCAGUCCCUUGGGGGAGGCUGCCCAUUCUACCCACAGCGAACGAGGGCCCACUGGAUUCAAAGGUAGCCUCAGUCUCUGUUCCACUAUCAAAUAAUAGAUCUUAGCUGCUCGGAGGUUAUCUGCCCCCCUUCUCCCUUGGUUCUGGUCCUGCUUGCUGGAGUAUCUGCAGGGGAUUCCACUGAGAGCAGCUACACAUCUCUUACCGUGACUUUACAUUGCUUCACAAGAGCAUCUUGCUAGAGGGACAAAAUUCAAGCCGUUUGAUCAUUUUGGAUGAAUAGUGUGUGUGUCUCUGUGAGUGUGUGUGUGUUACGGUUGCAUAUCUUUCAAUUAACUUCUAGGGUUGCCAGGUUUCUUGCAUACUCUCCUUUGGAUUCCUAUGAGGGGCCUUGCUCAUGUUCUGGGGGUCCGGAGGAAACGGGAUUAUGAUAUAGGGGAUUUGGCAAAGACUUUCCGAGCGCUGGAGGGACACGAGUGGCGCUGUGGGUUAAACCACAGAGCCUAGGACUUGCCGAUCAGAAGGUCGGCGGUUCGAACCCCUGCAACGGGGUGAGCUCCCGUUGCUCGGUCCCUGCUCCUGCCCACCUAGCAGUUCGAAAGCACAUCAAAGUGCAAGUAGAUAAAUAGGUACCGCUGUGGCAGGAAGGUAAACGGUGUUUCCGUGCGCUGCUCUGGUUCGCCAGAAGCGGCUUGGUCAUGCUGGCCACAUGACCCGGAAGCUGUAUGCCGGCUCCCUUGGCCAAUAAAGCGAGAUGAGCGCCGCAACGCCAGAGUCGGUCACGACUGGACCUAAUGGUCAGGGGUCCCUUUACCUUUCCGAGCGCUGGGUUAAUUGAUGGAGAAGUUGGGGCUGAAGUGAGCCUGCUGGGAAUGGGUUGCAGCUCUGCAAUUGCAGGUGUGUUCAUGUUACUACACACACACACCAUGGGUUUCACAUCUGCACAGCUUCAUUAUUGUCAGAUUUGUUACCUGUUUUGUGUGUGCACCGGGGGACAUUGACAAGAUGGGGAGGGGUGUUUUCACUCUUCCAACAUUGGGCAGAGAUGAGCUUUGUGAACGCAGAGGGGAAACCUAGCACUCAAAAUGCAGCAAGUGCAGAAUAAAGGGAAGUCUGGAUGAAGCCACGAUACAGAGAAAUUGAGCAGGAGAAGCUCUACCCACCCUUUGUCUCCCUGAGAGGAAGCGCUUCACAUUUGCAGUCUUACAGGGGAAAAAUAUGAGGCACAUAGAGAGAGUAGACCCCCACACAUCAACCGGGCACAUUCAUAUGCCCUUACUUGGGAAAAGUUGCAUUCCUCUCUGGCUGCUAUUUCCAGAAGGAAUCCACAGUCUUCAAGCUCUCCACUGGGGAAUUUGUUUAAAUUUAGGAAUGAGCAGAGACUUUGCACGACCAGAACAAGCCUCGAUGAAGGGGAGGUUGGCACAGCGCUAAAAGUUAGAGAGAGGUCAGGGGUCUCUUGUGAGUGCGCCUUCCAUGUACCUACCUCGAGUCAGGUAAGUUUUAUAUAAGCUUUGAACCACCUUCUGAUUUUGUGUGGAGUGUUUUUGGGGUUGUCUGUUGGCAGUAAAUAUCAUCCUCACUUUUCUGUGUUAGGUCAUAAGUUCAGCUCCUCUUCUUCCAUUAAGGGGAACAAGAGUAGAAUCUCUGUUCGGCUAUGCUGAAAAGCCAACACAUGUCUAGAAAUGGUCUAGGGCUAUUCUAGGGACAAAUGACAAAUUGGCAAAUCUCGGAGUCUUGAUGGUGUUCAUCAUUGUGUUCUUAACACAAUCCUCUUCAUGUGUAUGUUGAAGUAAGCCCUAGUGAGUUUAGUGGGACUUGGAUCUAUGUAUUUUUUUUGCAGGAUUUCAGCCUAAAGAACUUGGAUAUGAACUUGCUCAAAAUAUUCCACCUCUUGCUAAAAUCUUCCCCCUUAGCAGAGAACUGGAAGGAAGGCAACUUAACACGUGUGUGUGUGUGUGUGUGUAUAUAUAUAUAUAUAUAUAUAUAUAUAUAUAUAUAUAGUGUAUCCAGGGGCAGGGGGAGGAUCCAGGAAAUUACAUUGUAAUGUCCAUUUCAGGUAAAUUGGUGGAAAGCAUAAUUAAAGACAAAAUUGAUCAUGCACAUAGAAGAACAAGUCUAGCUGAGAAUGAAUCAGCAAGGCUUCUAUAAAGGGAAGUUCUGCCUCAGCAACCUUUUAAGAGUUUGUGAAGAAGAGUCAAGGAGCACGUGGAUAAGGGAAAUCCAGAAGAUGUUGUGUACAUCUUCUGACAUCCAGCGUAGCCUAGUGGUUAGAGUGUUGAGCUAUGAACUUGGAGACUAGAGUUCAAAUCCCCUCUCAGCCAUGAAGCUCACUGGGUAAGCUUGGGCCAUUCACCAUUCCUUGGAGGAAACACGGGGUAGAAAUGUAAUAAUAAGCACACUCAAAAACCUUUUGACAAAGAAACACUUCACCGAAAGCAAAUUAAAUCAAAUGCAUUUAACAGUCAUGGAUAAGACAAUAGGCCUUUUUUUAGGAGUUAGUAACUAAUUAAAGAACAGUAAGCAGAGGGUGGAGUAAAUAAGUAUUUCUUGCAAAGGAGGAAAGUAAAAAGUGGAGUCUGUCUGCCUGCAUACUGAGGGAAUCGGAGCUUGUUGUGACUCUCCCCAGAGGGUGCUGUGCAGUCGUAGCGAAUGUUGUUUAGUCGUUUAGUCGUGUCCGACUCUUCGAGACCCCAUGGACCAGAGCACGCCAGGCACUCCUGUCUUCCACUGCCUCCCGCAGUUUGGUCAGGCUCAUGUUUGUAGCUUCGAGAACACUGUCCAACCAUCUCAUCCUCUGUCGUCCCCUUCUCCUUGUGCCCUCCAUCUUUCCCAACAUCAGGGUCUUUUCCAGGGAGUCUUCUCUUCUCAUGAGGUGGCCAAAGUAUUGGAGCCUCAGCUUCAGGAUCUGUCCUUCCAGUGAGCACUCAGGGCUGAUUUCCUUAAGAAUGGAUACGUUUGAUCUUCUUGCAGUCCAUGGGACUCUCAAGAGUCUCCUCCAGCACCAUAAUUCAAAAGCAUCAAUUCUUCGGCGAUCAGCCUUCUUGAUGGUCCAACUCUCACUUCCAUACAUCACUACUGGGAAAACCAUGGCUUUAACUAUACAGACCUUUAUACUGAGGGAAUCGGAGCUUGUUGUGACUCUCCCCAGAGGGUGCUGUGCAGUCGUAGCGAAUAGCUUAGUGCAAACACUGUGCGACAGCUGCGGAAAAGGCUAAUUCCAUGCUGGGGAUUAUUAAGAAAGGGACUGAAAAUAAAACUGUCAGUAUCGUAAUGCUCUUAGGCAAAUCUUUGGUGCAGCAGCUGCUUUUGGAUCUCUUUCCCCUUCUCUUUCCCCAUCCCCCAUUUCAAAAAAUAGAGUAGGAAAAGGCGGAGCAAUCAAAAAUAUGUUGGGACUAUGGAGGCAACUCCCCAAAGGAGUAAGGGUAAAGCUACCAUUAUUCCUGUUGAGACAACUUCCCCACCCACCCACCAUAAUACUAGAAGUUCAGGUCACCCAGUGAAACUUGCCAGCUGGCAGAUCCGAGCGAGAUAAAAGAGAGCCGCUGUUCGCACAGUGUGCAAUUUUAACCUAAAGCUUCUGCAAGAAGAUGGCGGCAGGUUUAGAAAGGGGAAUAGACACGUGGGGCAAUGGCUGUGUUGGUGGAGAGGAAGGCAAGCUGCCCGUUGGAGGCUGGCAGCAACUGGAAGUCACCCCAUGCCUUUGUGCCAUCCUCUGCUGGGUCACCCAUCUUGCCACUCACCAUGUUGGCAGCAGGAGGUGCAGGGAGACAGCACUGGGCUCCUUUGGGAGGAAGGGCCGGGUUUAGAUGUGAUCAAGUGGAAUGUUUGCCCUGUGUUGAUCAUGAGUUUGCACGCCGCCUUUUCUCUCAAUGCCCUCCAGAUGUUUGGGACUGUAACUCCUGCAGCUUAGAGUGGGGAUUGUAGUCUAGAAAGACAACUGGAAGGCAGCUAGAGAUUAUAAAAAUGUCUCUCUCUCACCUUCCUUAAAUCAGGGCCUCCAGCUGUCUUUGGACUACAAACCCCCAUCACCCCUUGCUAGAAGGACCAGUGAAAGCCUUGCACAAGAGUUCUUUGGGGACCCUGUGGGGUAUCUCUUGUUCCUGGGCUUGGGGAACUCUACACAGAAGCAUUUCCUCUUACGUUGGCCCUGGGAGAGAGUUUUUUGGAGGAGCGUGCUCACCUUUCAGCACCGACAGGCUUUGCCAGGCGAACCUCCCUGAGAGAGCCGCAGAGAUAACCCGGGCUUAUGCAGUGGGAAGACUUUCUCCUCCAGCAUCUCUGAAACCCACUUAGGUUAUCAUCACUAGGCAAUCCCAGUAACUCGUAGCCUCUCUUCUUGCAGGUUGCCUUUUCAGGAGUCCAUGAGAACACAGCCCGGUCUCUGAAGAUGACGGAAGUUCAGAUUGACACCUCCCGCCUGCCUCCGGUGCAGGAAGGUAAGCCAUGCAAGAAGCUAGGAGUUCACCUUGGGGUGUGUGUGUGCGUGUGUAUGUAUUAGGAAACACAAAGUGAAAGUUCUCUGAGGGUGAUAAUCCCACUUUACUGAUCUGCAGCUUGAAAUACGUGAAAUUUUUAACCUUGAAAGGUGUGGGUGGUUGUUAUUGUUAUAUUAUGAUGAUGGUGGUGAUGAUGAUGAUGAUGAUGAAGAAUUGAAUUUAUAUACCUCCUAUACCCAGAGGUCUCAGGGCGGUUCACAUAAAAAGACCACAGUGUAUAAAAUAAAAAUAAAAGCAAUAACCCAAUAAUAAAAAGGUAAAGGUACCCCUGCCCGUAUGGGCCAGUCUUGCCAGACUCUAGGGUUGUGCGCUCAUCUCACUCUAUAGGCCGGGAGCCAGCGCUGUCCGCAGACACUUCCGGGUCACGUGGCCAGCGUGACAAGCUGCAUCUGGCGAGCCAGCGCAGCACACGGAACGCCGUUUACCUUCCCGCUGGUAAGCAGUCCCUAAUGGGAUGUUGAUCAGGUCAGCCAAAGGCCUGGUUAAAAAGGAACGUUUUUGCCUGGUGCCUAAAGGUGUACAAUGAAGGCACCAGGUGGACUUCCCUGGGGAGAGCAUUCCACAAAUGGGGAGCCACUGCAGAGAAGGCCCAUUCUCAUGUUGCCACCCUCUGGACCUCUCGAGGAGGCGGCACACGAAGGAGGGCCUCAGAAGAUGAUCUCAGGGUCCGGGUAGGUUCAUAUGGGAAGAGGUGGGCCUUGAGUAUUGCGGUUGCAUUUAUAAGAGCAAAACCACAGCUUUGCCCAGUCGCCAUCAUGGCAAGGCAGGGACUUCUGGGAAGCCCACUUGCAGAGCCCAGGCAGCAGUCUGCCUCUGAACUUGGAAGCUCCAUUCUUAAGGAUAAUGUAUAUGCUGCUCUUCUACAAAAAAAGAGAAAUGCACAAAAUAAUCAUCAAAACAGAGAGCAGCUUAUAAGAAGUAAAUAAGGAGGCCAGAUACAGGAGAAAGGAAGUCUUUUAUUUGGUUGUUUGUAUUGUUGUAUGCUAUGCUUAUUGUAUGUUAUGUUCACGUUUAAUGAGGGUGGAUUUCUGUAUUGGGGGGGUGGGAGGUUUAUGUUAUGUUGUAAAUAAAAUUUCUAAUAAAAAUUAAAAACAAACAAACAGAGCAGGUGUGGUGCAAGCCCCCAAAUGCCGCCAGGUACUGAGGUAUGUGGCGUGCCAAACAGCAACAAGCUCACCCGCUUAGAGAUGUGUGCCAAUUUCCAUCUCCUUGCUUCUGCUGUGGGAGCAAAGGCCCAGGAAACCCACUUGCCCUCUGGAGUCUGCCAUGGUCUCCAAUUGAUGGCUGGCAACUGUAUGAUACCUUGAGGCAGAGCCCCCUUUUAAAAAAAAGGAGAGGUCCAGAAGGGAGAGGGUCAUGACAGACACCUCCUUUCUCUUUCUUGCUUUCAUUCCUCCUGCCUCUAAUUAGACAGGGAGGAGAGAGUGAAAUCCUGCCCCUGGCAUGCGGCUGCUUGCUCAGUGCACUGGGAGAUUUGCUUCAAACUUCACUGCGCCUUCUCUCCUGCAGUCACUAGUGUCUAGACACUUGGGAGAGGAGGACUUCCACAAUAUGGAGAGCUAGCCAGGGUUCAGUACAGUGGUACCUCGGGUUACAGACGCUUCAGGUUACAGACGCUUCAGAUUACAGACUCCGCUAACCCAGAAAUAGUACCUUGGGUUAAGAACUUUGCUUCAGGAUGAGAACAGAAAUCGUGUUCCGGUGGUGCGGCGGCAGCGGGAGGCUCCAUUAGCUAAAGUGGUACCUCAGGUUAAGAACAGUUUCAGGUUAAGAAUGGACCUCCAGAACGAAUUAAGUUCUUAACCAGAGGUAUCACUGUACACAGAUCCAGUGGCUGCAGAAUGAUGGCCCCAGGUGGUAUUUGGAAAGGUGGCUCAAGCUGUGGGAGGGUGUCAAAAUCUAAUGCCAGUCCCUUAAAAUAUAUAUAUUUUAGGUAGUCUUCCCCAGCCUGGUGCCCUUCAGGUGUACUGGACCAGAGGCAGCUGCUACACCUUGCCCUGCCAAGAUCUCUAGAAUUAUGUGAGGGUGACAAUUGUGAAGGCCUCAGAAAGCACCUGCCGAGAUGGACGUAGCUAAGGCCUCUGAGAGAAGCUUGCUUUCCCCCUCAUCCCAGCGCUGCAGUGUUGGGGAGGGGCGCAUUUUUUCCGCCACCGAGAUUUGAUUCCGGGCCAGUAAUUAUAAUGCAUGACAUGUCCCUUAUUCACCUUGUAAUGCGAUACGGAGAGGGACGGGGAAAGGAUUAAAUGAAUGUAAUUUGGGAAGGAGGAGGAAAGCGAUGCCAGCUGGAAAUGAGGCCGUGAGGCUGAGUGGAGAGCCACUCGGGGAAGCGAAGCUCAGAGCGGCGGGGUUUCCACUGACCUGCGGCCGCUUGACCAUUCAGCUGCCUCUGGGAAGAGAUUCUUCAGGGCCUCUCUGCUAAAAGAGCAGCAACUUCCGGGCACCCCUGGGUCGCUUCCACAGGGCAGCUGGUUGUGGUGUCAGUGCUGCUCACACAGGCAAAUCUUAUUUUUUUACAAUAUCCACACCAAAGUGCCCCCCCUUUAACCCAGAGUUCUGUUUUCCAUGGUGGUUUUUUUUUACUUCUCAGACAUUCUGCAGAAGAGGCAAGUCCACAUUAAAUGGAACCAGAAUAACAUCCAGUGGCAAUGAGUUCCACAGGCUGCCUUUGAAGGAGCAUUUCCUCUCACAACUCCAAUUCCAGCCUGUUGUUGAAUUCUAAUUGAUCAUUGUUCUAGUUGUUGACUUCCAAUUCUAAUCCGUUCUUUCAGUGGUAUGGAAAAAGGAAUACAGUGGUACCUGGGGUUAAGAACUUACCGUAUUUUUCGCUCUAUAACACGCACCUGACCAUAACACGCACGUAGUUUUCAGAGGAGGAAAACCAGAAAAAAAUAUUCUAAACGAAACAGUGGAUGUAUGAGUUUUGUGGUUCAUGCUGUGGCCACAGACAUGUGAUCUGACAGUGAGUUUGGAGUAGCCCAAUGCAAAAAUCCUGAGGAUCCAUGUGGAUCCGUGCUUUGUAACCAUGUUUUAAGUGGGGAGGGAAGGAAAAGCACUCAAGGGAGAAGAAGCACGCGUGGGGUGUGUGGAGAAGGAUGCUGCUAAUAAUGCAGGCGAGGGGUUUAAGGGGAGAAGAAGCACGUGUGGGGUGUGUGGAGAAGGAUGCUGCUAAUAAUGAAGAAGAGGGAUAUAAGGGGAGAAGGCUCCUCUCCGACUUUGCUUCUUUAAAGCAAGCAGGCUCUGCUUUUCUCCCUCCUCCCCGCUCAUCCCUGGCUUAGCGAGCUGAAAAACCUUGCUGCUAUGUAGCGAGCUGAGUGGGGAGGAGAGAGGGACAGAGCCUGCUUGCUUUAAAGGAACCAACCGGACAGGAGCCGCUUACACUCGUGUAAGUGGCUCCUCUCCUCUCCCGCUUUGCUCCUUUAAAGAAGCAGGCUCUCUGUCCCUCUCUCCUCCCCAAUCAGCGGCUCUUCUCCCGCUUUGCUGUUUCAAAGCGAGCCACGGAGGAGGGAAGGAAGGGGAACCAUGGAUCCUCUGCUCACGACUGCAGCAGAUCCCCCCCGCCACCCGUAGGCAUUCCCUCCAUAACACGCACAGACAUUUCCCCUUACUUUCUAGGAGGAAAAAAGUGAGUGUUAUGGUGCAAAAAAUACGGUAAUUCGUUCUGGAGGUCCGUUCUUAACCUGAAACUUUUCUUAACCUGAGGUACCUGAGGUCUCCUUCUUUGGAGGUCUUUAAGCAGAGGCUUGACAACCAUAUGUCAGGAGUGCUCUGAUGGUGUUUCCUGCUUGGCAGGGGGUUGGACUCGAUGGCCCUUGUGGUCUCUUCCAACUCUAUGAUUCUAUGAUUCUACCACUUUAGCUAAUGGGGCCUUCCGCUGCCACCGUGCCACUGUUGCACGAUUUCUGUUCUCAUCCUGAAGCAAAGUUCUUAACCCGAGGUACUAUUUCUGGGUUAGCGGAGUCUGUAACCUGAAGCUUUGGUAACCCGAGGUACCACUGUACAGAUUUCAGGCAGCCCCCUCUCCCCAAAAUGGUACCACUUGAGACCUUGACUUCCUUACUCACUUGGAGCCACUUGGUGGCUGCUGGCUUCAAGUGGCGAUUCCUGGAGUUGGGGGAGAAGGACCCUAUUCAUCAUGAUGCAAGGACAAUAAACUUGAAGAAUGGUUUUGUUGUUUCGUUUUUGUUUUUUCUGUCCCCCCCCCCCCGGUGCUCCGCAGAAAAAAGAUGCUGAGUGGGGGCUGACUUCCCUAGACUGGGUGUGUCUGACUUCUCAUUUUUUUGGAAGCAAAAGCUGUGUUUUUGCGCAGCACAAAUGUGACCCUCUUGCCCCACUGGCAAGCAGCUGGGCUCUGUGACAAGGCUGACUGGCACUCUUGAGCAAACGAGAGCUUUGCCAGGCGCAAGAAGGCCUGGCGUGCCCGACACGGUCCUUUGUCGUCACCUUGGAAAAGGUUUUCCCUUGCAAUGGGCAAACUUUAUUUGCCGCCCUUUGGUUGAAGUGUGGUUGAGGCCUAAAUGACUUAUUGGGGGGGGGGGGCGUCACAACGUAAAGACUCUCCCCGGCUGGCAUUUGCCACGGCACCCGGUUUAGGCUGAGAGGUGCGGCCCUCCCUGCUCGCUCCCCGCCCUUUUUCUUUUUGUGUUGCGUAAACGGUGCGUGUAGACAGAGAUCUUUCAACACCUUGUUAAGCUGUGCUGACUUGUCAGCCAAGUAGCUGCGGAAUGGCUGGGUGGGCAGGGACUGGGUGUGCAACUUUGGACACACCCAGAUUCUGGCACGGCUCCUGCAAAGAGGCGCCUGUUGCCUUGGGCAGGCUGGCUGCCUUUUUGCCAAGGGAGCGCAGCUCACAGUCACCUCAGUGCUGCUGCCGCUGCCACCUCUUCCUCCUCCUGUUAGGAAGGCAGAAUGGAAGUCCUGGAGGCAGCAUUGAUGCUCUGUGGGGUUACAAGUAUUUGGCAGCAACUACACAAAACAUGAGGGAUGCGGGUGGCGCUGCAGGUUAAACCACAGAGCCUAGGACUUGCCGAUCAGAAGGUCAGUGGUUUGAAUCCCCACGACGGGGUGAGCUCCCAUUGCUCGGUCCCAGCUCCUGCCAACCUAGCAGUUGGAAAGCACUUCAAAGUGCAAGUAGAUAAAUAGGUACCACUCUGGUGGGAAGGUAAACGGCGAUUCUGUGCGCCGCUCUGGUUCGCCAGAAGCGGCUUAGUCAUGCUGGCCACAUGACCCGGAAGCUGUACACCGGCUCCCUUGGCCAAUAAAGCGAGAUGAGCGUCGCAACCCCAGAGUCAGCGACGACUGGACCUAAUGGUCUGGGGUCCCUUUACCUUUACCUUUGUUGUUGUUUAGUUGUUUAGUCGUGUCCGACUCUUCGUGACCCCACGGACCAGAGCAUGCCAGGCACUCCUGUCUUCCACUGCCUCCUGCAGUUUGGUCAAACUCAUGCUGGUAGCUUUGAGAACACUGCCCAACCAUCUCGUCCUCUGUCGUCCCCUUCUCCUUGUGCCCUCCAUCUUUCCCAACAUCAGGGUCUUUUCCAGGGAGUCUUCUCUUCUUAUGAGGUGGCCAAAGUAUUGGAGCCUCAGCUUCAGGAUCUGUCCUUCCAGUGAGCACUCAGGGCUGAUUUCCUUCAGAAUGGAGAGGUUUGAUCUUCUUGCAGUCCAUGGGACUCUCAAGAGUCUCCUCCAGCACCUUUACCUUUAUCUUUAUACAAAAUAUUCCUCCUCCAAAUGCUGUUUCGGAUGGCUGUGAGCUUCCUCGGUCCAAAGCACAGUGGCCAGAGGACUGGCUGGCUGGCGAGCUAGUCACAACUAUCUUAAAACAGAUACCCCAGUGGUUGGUUUGUCUUCAGGCCCAGUUAAGAGUUCUGCUCACAUUUGUGUUUAGAGCUCUAAACAACUUAGGCCCCAAACAUUUGAAAGUCCCUCUACCGGCCUUCUUGGGUGCUGAGAUUUGCUGAGAUGCACCGCCUUAAUCAGGCCUAUUUUGCUGGAUUUGCAUUGCUCUGUUUCCAUUUUGAAUGGCUUCGCCCCUGUUUGAUAAUUGCAAAAGCUUUCCCUGUUACGUAGCUGCAAUGGUUGGAACUCAACCUGCGACUUUGUGGUGUGAUGGAUGGGUAAGAAAACUUGCAGAUAAACGAAAAUAUUGGCAGAACAGGGCUCUGCUGUUGUUUAAUUGUGUUUUCUCUUUUCCCCUGCAGUUUGCCGAGAUUUUGCUGUCCUGGAAGAUGGCGCUUUGGCUUACAGCCUUCAAGAGCAAGAGAGUAAGAGCUGAUGGAACUAUUCCCUCUCCUCUUCGUCGGGGCAAAGGCUCAGAGCAAGCCCAGCCUUGCCUUCCCUUCCCUGGCCAGUGUUUUGGAUUUUCUUGGGGUCUUUUUCUACCUGGUCUGGCUGGGCCCCUGGCUUCAGCAUUUAAUAAUAAUAAUACAGUGGUACCUCUGGUUGCGAACGGGAUCUGUUCCGGAGCCCCUGUUUGCAACCUGAGCAGAACGCACCCUGCGUCUGCGCGGGUCGCGAUUCGCCGCUUCUGUGCAUGCGUGUGACAUCAUUUUGAGCGUCUGCGCAUGCACGAGUGGCGAAACCCAGAAGUAACCCUUUCCAAUACUUCCGGGUCGCCAGGGGAUGCAACCUGAAAAGAUUUAACUUGAAGCAUCUUUAAGCUUACGGGAUAUAUAAAAACAUAGUAAAAUAUCAAGCAUUAAAACCUCCCUGAUACAGGGCUGCCUUCAGGUGUCUUCUGAAAGUUUUGUAGAUCUUUAUCUCCUUGACAUCUGAAGGGAGGGUGUUCCACAGGGAGGGUGCCACUACUGAGAAGGCCCUCUGCCUUUAGCAUUAACACCCCCUCCCAAAAAAACCCCCGCAUAGACCCCACCCACUUAGAGGCCUUCAGAUGAUCCCUGGAAAUAGGUCCGUCCUUCAUGCUCAAGGCAUCCUUUGGAACGCAUUUAGUUUUUCUAGUACGGGGUGCCUGUUGGAGCCAGAGUUUUUACGGCCUUUUUUUUUUUAGUUAAUUAAAUGGAGCCUAGUGCUUCAGUGAAUCAACCUUGCAGAUUUUAACGAGGAACAGGCUUGACAGGCACCGCUCUCCCCAGGGACGCUCUCAAGGUUGACUCCUUUGGAAGGGGACAGUUCCUCCUGCAACCCAGAUGGGCCGCCUUGCGCACCCCAGCCUGUCUUGGCUGCCACAGCGGAUACCCAUGAAUCAUUCCGCGACGUCAUUCCCCGCUGCAGUGACGCACACGGUCCAGGCAGAGGACACUUCUCCCGCCUCCCCCGGUGCCGCCCCCUUUGCCACCCACACCCUGUCAAUGGAGCUGAUGGAUGGCAGCUAAGAUCAGGGCUGCCAGGGGUGGUGGGAGCAGCUGGCUGGCCAGCCAAGCAGCUCUUGUCUAUGGCACCCAGGGGUGGUGAGUUAGGGUGGCAGGCUGAAGAGGAAAGAGCCUUCCUUCUCCGUCUCUCCUCACCAAGCACCCUUGAGAGGGCAAGAAAGUGUGAACAGAUAAUGCCCAGCAGACAGGAUCUGGAAGAGAUCCAGUCAGAUGAGCAGCUUGGCAUCACGCCACCUGUUUGGGCUGCUACCUCAGAGUCCUAUUGCUCCAUCUUGCCAGUCUUCCUUUCCCCCAUCUGCCCAGUGCCUGGAGAGGCGGCCCAAGGAGUGUUGCCCCCCGAAAGUGUGUCGCUUGAAGCAGGAUCACACAUGCCCUGCAGCAGCUUCUUUGCGUUAGGCCAUGGCUCCUCCGUGGCAGCCAUUUUGCGACUGCCGCCCCCAGCACUCUCUCAAAAUCCAGCCUAGAUGGACCGGCAGCAGCUCUCCAGUGUUCUAGACAAGGAAGUCUUUCUUCCCAGCCCUACCUGGAGAUGCCCUUGAAGGUGGGGAAGGGAGGAGAGAGGAGGACGAAAGAGGCCUCUCCAUUCCAGCCCACGCAGUGAAGUUUCCAUCUCUUCGCAGUUGAGCAGCAUUACACUUCCAACAUUCAGAAGAACCAGCUGGUCCAGAAGGACAUCCGAAUUGCCAAGAAACUUCAGGACCUGGAGGAGGAAGCCAGGAGGAAACACCAGCUCUCUGAGCAGCAGAAGGAACUGUAGGUUUGCUUUGGAGUCCCAACUUUAUUGCAGGGAGGCGGUGUCUCUUGCUUUGGGUAGGAGAUAGAGUUAUGGCGAUGCUUAUGGCAAGGCAUCCCAGUGGGAUGGACAAGGCCUAGUCUUGGUUCUGCUGCGGCUGCAUCUUCCAGUGUUUCCCGAGCUUAGGUCUGCAGCUGUUUUCAAACUACAGUUCCCACUGGUCCUGCUAGCUAGGGAUGAUGGGAGUUGUAGUCCAAAAACAGCUGGAGACCCACAUUUGUGGAUGAGCAUGGAUUGGAUGUGGGGAAAGUGGGGCAGACUAAUUCUGAAAGGACUCUUUUCCAAGCCUCUUUUUAUUCAUUUUAUUUGCUUCUUAAAUUUCUAUACAGCCCUACACCCCAGGGUCACAGAGCGGUUUACAAUAUAAAAACACAAAAAUACACAACAUGGUGACAAAUAAAAACAAUGCCCUCCCAAGUUUAAAAGGCCAUAGGUUGUUUAAUUAGCCAAUGGCCUGGGAGAAAAGAAAUGUUUUUGCCUGGCACCUAACGGUAUGUAAUGAAGGUGUCAGGCAAGCCUCCCUGGGGAGAGCAUUCCACAAGCGGGGAGCCACCACGGAAAAGGCCUGCUCACAUGUUGGCACCUCCAGACCACUCAGAGAGGGGCACAAGAAAAAGCGUCUCAGAUUAUGAUCUCUGGGUCUGAGUCCCAGAGGUGGGAGAGGUGGUCCUUGAGGAAUUGCAGUCCUGAGCUGUUUAAGGCUUUAUAGGUCAAAACCAGCAUGUUGAAUUGUGCCUGGAAUUGGAUUGGCAAGCAGUGCAGUUGAGCCAGAGUUGGCGUUAUAUGCUCUGACUGUUUUGCUCUGGAGUGAGCAAACUGACUGCUGAAUUAUGCACUGGCUGAAGUGUCCAAACCAUCUUCAGAGGCAGCCCCGCGUAUGAUGUGUUGCAGAAAUCUAACCUAGAGGUUACCAGAGCAUAGACGGCAGAAGUUGGGCUAUCCCUGCCCAGAUUAGAUCAAGCUGUUCUUUGAGGCUGAAAGGGACAUAAACUGAGGUUUGUUUUCCCCCCUGUGCAACUCCAGUUUUAAUCUGAGCUGCAGAAGAAUUUGGGGCUCUAUUGCUUGCCUCUUUUGCGGGGAGGCAAGCCUUACAAGACCACAGAGCUUGUGUCUGACCUUGCUUGUGGCGAGCUUUGCACCUGCAGUGCAAGCAGACAGAGCAUGCUAAACAUCUUGAUGUCUAAAGUGUGCACCGGGUGCAGAUGUGUAUGCUAGAGGCAAUAGAUGACUUCUCUCUGUAGCUCCCCAGGUGCCUUUGUAAGGUUCCUGUGCUCUUGAGGUCAGAUUAAUGUCAGACAGGAGGCCCUCUGAAGUUCCUGCUCUGUCCCUCUCUCGUGCAUCUGGUGAUUAGCAAGGCCCAGACACAACGGGGACAGAGGCUUCCUGCUUCACUAAUUGCCUCUUCCUUCCCCCUCUCCUGCCUGCAUCACACGCAGAGAAGAUCGGGACUCUGAAAUCGCUCGUGCCAUCCAGGAGGACAUUCGGAGGGAGGCGGAGGAGAGUUGCCAGAGGAAGGAGAAGGACCAGGUAACAGGAACACCUGGAGCCAGGUGGCAGGCUCCCUCGCUUCCUUUGGCCCCCUCUCGGCAGGAACAGGACAGGGUGGGCUGCCUAGCAGGUCCUUCCAAAAGGCAGAUUAUUUUUAGUUGGCUCUAGCACACCCUGCAGUAAUUUGACUCUGGGUCCGCUCACCCUCCGCCAAAGUUAAGUGGGGGGGGGGAAGUAAUGAUGGACUGACAUCAAGUUGCAUAGCCUCAUUGCAAACAAAUCAGAAUGUUUUCAGGGGGUAAAAGGUAAAGGUAAAGGGACCCCUGACCAUUAGGCCUAGUCGUGAACGACUCUGGGGUUCCGGCCCUUAUCUCGCUUUACUGGCCAAGGGAGCCAGCGUACAGUUUUUCCGGGUCAUGUGGCCAGCAUGACUAAGCCGCUUCUGGCGAACCAGAGCAGCGCACAGAAACACCGUAGUACAGUGUAAAUGUUUCCUCCAGGGCAGGACUGGAAAGAGAGAUUUAUCUGGAGGCAGAUGAACCAAUGGCUGCUAUCUUAUGGAUGUUUCCAGGGUGCGUUCGUUGGCUGACUUGGGCUGGGUUCUUGCACCUCCUUGUUCCUCCACUCGCUGGUCAGUGGGAAGCCGGCUGUUCACUGUGGAGCAUUGCGGAAACCCACUUAAAUGAGAGUUUCACCUUUGCAAAAACCUCUUCCUGCUCCCUGCCAUUAGUGGCCAAGGGCAGCUUGGCCGCAAACCGCUUUGAUGGCGACGUUUUAAUAUGUAGAACAGGCUGUUCGGUUCCAAAUAGGAUUAGCCUGGAAAGAGCAGUUUGGUGGAGCUGCUGCUUGUCUGGCUAAUGGAACAAAAGCAAGAGAUCAAAGCUGGCGGGGUCACCUGAGGUGACAGAGAUCCCUGGAAGAGGCUCUGACUGCCUUCUAAGAACAGCAGUCCCAAAUCUGGACUUUCCUCAGCCCCUUCUCCCUCACAAGGGAGUAAAAGCCCUCUGCCCAUUUCCACAGUUCCUCUGGAACAAAAGCUUCCCCAGUAGAAUAUCCUAUUCUAAACCAAUUUCCUUAUCAGGCGGACAGAACGAAAAAUAAAAUUGCCAUCUCCGCUCCAUGGUUUCAGCCGAUCAGAAUUCUUACAUAUAAAAUUACAUUUUUUUGUGGCUGGCUGAAUGUUGGCGUGAAAACAACCUAAGGAACUUUGAAAAAGAUGAAGGCUUGAGUGGAGGUCCAGAACAGCAUUUCACUCUCUGGUUUAAAAAUGUUCUCCGGAAUAUAAAAGCAGGCACAAUAUUCCCACUUUGGGCAGGAGACGCCUGCAGUGCAGAGCUGGCAGCAACUCCUGUCAUCUCAUUGAGUGAGGUUCCCUGUCAAUACCAGGAGCCAUCAAUAAGCCUUGCUUCCACAAGAACCAUUGGGAGGAGUGCACUUUAAGGCUGCUUUCCAGUAGCUCCUUUGCAAGGGGGGUGGGGUGGGAAAUAAGGCCACAGAGGCACAAUUAGUAUCCCAGGUUUCCAUUGUCUUCGUUCUCUGCCAGCUGAAUGGGAGACAGAAAGCACCAUGAAGUAGUGGCAGGGUGAAGCCUGGCUCUGGAAUUCCAUUUCCAUCCCCUCUCAGUGGGUUUUUUCCUCUCCUCCGCACAGGAAAUAGCCAAGCAGCUGCAGGACUUGGAGGAGGAGAGCCUGCAGAAGAAGCAGCAGCUGUGGCUCAGGAGCUCAAGUGCGACACAGCGAGGAGGAGGAGAAGGUAUCUGGAGCUGGAGGAGGGGUGAGGGUUGCUCCAGAGAGGAGGGGCUUCUCUGGGGGCCGCAAACCAGACACGCAAGGCCUCACAAAUUUUGUCUGACUGCAACUUGCGUCCUCAGCUGGAGCGCAGGUGGCACAAGUCUCGUGAGGGCAUCCCAACACGCAUGGCACCAAAGACGGCACCUACUUUGGGUGCCCCCGUUGCCUGGCCAUCGCUGGUGCUGAUGGGAGUUGUAGUCCCACCAGCAUCCUUAAGGCAGCUGGUUGGGAAAGGCUGGUGCAGAGUUAGCGCCCGGCUCUCGGGGAUGUCUCUGGAUCCGAGGCUUUGGCGUUACACCACCCUGCGACUGGGAAAUCUUGGCACCGUUUUCACGUGGCAGAUUUCCAAGCACGAAAGCGCUGGAAGUAUAUCUGAAGGAGCGUCUCCACCCCCAUCAUUCUACCCGGACACAGAGGGCCUUCUGGCGGUUCCCUCACUGCGAGAAGCCAAAUUACAGGGAACCAGGCAGAGGGCCUUCUCGGUAGUGGCACCCUCCCUGUGGAACGCCCUCCCACCAGAUGUCAAAGAGAACAACAACUACCAGACUUUUAGAUGACAUCUGAAGGCAGCCCUGUUUAGGGAAGCUUUUAAUGUUUGAUGUAUUAAGGUAUUUUAAUGUUUUGUUGGAAGCUGCCCAGAGUGCCUGGAGAAGCCCAGCCAGAUGGGCAGGGUAUAAAUAAUAAAUUAUUAUUAUUAUUACAGUGGUGCCCCGCAAGACGAAUGCCUCGCAAGACGAAAAACUCGCUAGACGAAAGAGUUUUCCGGUUUUUGAGUUGUUCCGCAAGACGAAUUUUCCUAUGGGCUUGCUUCGCAAGACGAAACGUCUUGCGAGUUCUUGCGAGUUUGUUUCCUUUUUCUUAAAGCCGCUAAGCCGUUAAUAGCCACUAAGCCGCUAAUAGCUGCUAAGCCGCUAAUAGCCGUGCUUCGCAGGACGAAAAAACCGCAAGACGAAGAGACUCGCGGAAUGGAUUAAUUUCGUCUUGCGAGGCACCACUGUAUUAUUAUUAAUGGACUUUCAGAAGGGGACCAGGCCAGCAUCAGCUGGGUGGUCCUGUUUCUCCCCUUGGCCUUCAGCUGCCAGCAGAGGGACAACCUCCUGCAAUGAGCUCUCAGCUUGCUUAACCAGCAGCACAUGCAGAACUGCUCCUUCGUCGUCCUUCCCCACAACUCCACUUUUCACAUUUGUCUUCCUGUCUGUCUCUCUCUCUGUCUGUCUUCAGAUGACUCCCUUGGGCCCCUAAACUGGGUGAUGGCAGAACUUGAACUCCAGAACCAGCAGCAGCUCCAGCAAGAUGAAGAACUAGCCCGGGAGCUGCAAGCUGAGGAAGUGGCUCGCCUGGUGAGUGCCUAUUUUGUCCUCCUCCUCCUCUCUGGGCCAGGAACUAAGGUUUGGGGGGCAGCACUUUCUUGCCUGUUACAAACUGGGCCUGUCAAAUAAAGACAGCAUGUGAAGGUUUUAAGGUUUCACAUCUGGGGGGGGGGGUUGUGACAACUGCCUGGUACCUUGAAGGUUGUAAAUCUCAUGCUGGGACGUGUUGGCCCCAGGAGCAUUGGGGGAAGGUCCUUGGAAGCCAAAUGGCAUGAAAUGGUUGAAAUCCCGAAUCUUUCAGGGCAGUGCUCUCCACAGCGGGAGAAGUACCAGUUUCCUGCACUUGAGAACUUUCUGCUCACAGUGGCUUCCUCUUGUCAGGAUUCAAUUUCAGUCACUUGGCCCUCAUCCAGCACCCCUGCAGUGGGCUCUGGUGACAAGGGAGGGAGAGCCGAGUGUCUUCAGCAUUCCAGAUCCCCAGCUGACCGCCCUCUCCAGUUCUAAUAGACUCACAGAACUGUAGAGUCGGAAGGGACCCCCGAGAGCCAUCUAGUCCAACCAUCUGCAAUGCAGAAAUCUCGGCAUGUGGUCCCCCAUCCAAUUUGAAACCAUACCGGACCCUGCUUAGCUUUCCAAAUGUGCUAGCGGUUUUAUUGCUGCACCACUAGAGGGAUGUUGUUAAAGAGUGCAGAGGAUAAGGUGGGCCCCAUGGGCCCCCGAAACACCAGUGCCAAAGUGUGUGUUUGUGUGCGUAUAGACCGGAGCAAAGACGGUCUGAGCAUAUUACACCGAUCCUGGUCCGACUGCACUGGCUACUGAUUAGUUUCCGGGCCCAAUUCAAAAGUGCUGGUUUUGACCUAUAAAGCCUUAAACGGCUCAGGACCUCAAUACCUCAAGGACCGCGUCUUCCCGUAUGAACCUACCCAGACCCUGAGAUCAUUUUCUGAGACGCUCCUUCAUGUGCUGCCUCCUUGAGAGGUCUGGAGGGUGGCAACAUGAGAACGGGCCAUGUCUGCAGUGGCUCCCCAUCUGUGGACUGCUCUCCCCAGGAAAGUUCGCCUGGUGCCUUCGUUACACACUUUUAGGUGCCAGGCAAAAACAUUCCUUUUUAACCAGGUCUUUGGAUGAUCUGAUCAACAUCCCAUGUCCUUUUAAAAUGUGGCUCUUUUUGGGGGGGAGGUAUUAUUGAGUUAUUGUUUUUAUUUUAUAUACUGUGGUCUUUUUAUGUGAACCGCCCUGAGACCUCCGGGUAUAGGUGGCAUAUAAAUUCAAUAAAUAAUAAUAAUUGAUAAUAAUAGAUAAAGGAAGCUGUACAAAAGGCAACCGCACUGCCUGGGAAGAUGCUUUGUACUGAGCAAGGCACCACUGAAUCCUGGCUGGCAGCAGCUGCCCAGCAAAUGGCCUGAGGUAGCGUUUAUAUAUCCCUGUAUAUUCCAGCAUGAAUCAGAAUUACAAGGGCGCCUCAGAAAAGGAGCAGGUGUUAUUUUGCCUUCCCGGGGUGAGAAUCAAGUUUGCAGCUCCUGCCUUGGGAGAGCAGGGCUCAUCCUCUGUAUUGGAAAUGCCUUGUGAAAGAAAGAAAGAAAGAGAAAGAAAGAAAGAAAGAAAGAAAGAGAGAGAAAAGGAUUUGUGGUGUGGACAGAGCUCCUCCUCUUCCAUCUUCUCUGUACCGCCUUGUUUUAUUAGCUUUUUCACUCUCAUGCAGAAAGCCAGGAAGAACCGGGAACGCCACAAUGACUACAGGGCAGCCCAGGUGGCUCAGGAUGAGGUAAGGAGCUGAUCGCUGGUCUGUUCGCUUGGCUUGGCUCAGCAGGGCUUUGGGGUUUGUGGGGGGGUCGCAGCUGUGGGCUUGCCCACUGGUGGAGAGGGUGGCAUCAAAGCAGCUCUGGCGUGACGGCCCAGCCCAGCUCCAACAGCAUCCAAGGAUGAAAGCAGCUCUCUCGCCUCCCUCCAUAAACAGCCAGGCUCCCUCCUUCAAGCUGGACCAUGACUGGCUGGCUCGCAGUUGAGGCCACAGCGCUGCCAAGCCAGCUGUGCUCACCAUGGGCACCAGAGCGAGGGUUUGCUGCUGGGGGGCUCCUUGCCCACUGCCCCACCCUCCUCUGAGUGUGAAGCAGUGUCCCAAGAGCCAGUUUGUCCUCCCCCCCAGAGCCUUGUAAGCUGCUCAGGCCCUACUCCACUGACCUCUUCCCUCCCUCCUUCCUUGAGUCCUUUUGUGGGUCCUUUUGCCUGAAGACGCCUGCUUUGUGGGUGGGGGGCUCCCUUCGGCCCCCUCACAGCUCUGCGCCUGUUCAGAAGAGCCCCAAGACCUCCCUGUUUGUCUGGGCCUUUUUGGUUGAGAAGAAGAAGAAGAAGAGAAGAAGAGUUUGGAUUUGAUAUCCCGCGUUUCACUCCCCUUCAGGAGUCUCAAAGCGGCUAACAUUCUCCUUUCCCUUCCUCCCCCACAACAAACACUCUGUGAGGUGAGUGGGGCUGAGAGACUUCAAAGAAGUGUGACUGGCCCAAGGUCACCCAGCAGCUGCAUGUGGAGGAGCGGGGAAUCGAACCCAGUUCACCAGAUUAGGAGACUACCGCUCUUAACCACUACACCACACUGGCUCUCACACUGAGCCAGGAAAGACUGGAGUGUGGUAGGUGCUUUUGGACCUGGAGUGUGGGCUGUUGAGCUACAAAUGCCUCAACUCUCCUCUGUGGACCCUGAAAGACUUCGAAUCCUCUCAUCUGGAGCAGAAACCGUCCAAGGCCAGUUUGUUAGGGUGCAUCCUGGAGCUAAGCAACCAAAGGGCUUGUGCAGGUGGAACACAGGUGGGUGGGUGGGGGACGCCAUUUGGAAAGCCUCACAAGGCCAACGUCACUGGGCUCCGAGACAGAAAUACCUUCAAUGAGAGAUAUUGACUUGCCUUUCUUUAAAAAGGUCUUUCUCCCUCCCCUAUGCUCCUCCCAGGAGAUUGCCCGCUACAUGCAGGACCAGGAACUAAAAGCUCAAUGGAGAUCCCCCAGAAGGAACAAGGCCAUGACAGGGGCAAGGGGCAAGGGCACCACCAUGGAGGAGGCAGCCCCCAGCAGCAGCCCCAGCCAAGAGGUAAGUGACCCAGCUGGGGUGGGUGUGUGGCAAAAGUCGCCUCUGCAUGGACCCAGCAGCUUGGAGCUGACAUGCAUAGCAAAUCUUGACGUGAGGGUGCUCCUAACGACAGGUUCUAUGCCAGGGGUCAGCAAACUUACUGCGCCUCGGGCCAGUGUCUCCAGCACUGAUCGUACGGCGGGCCAGAGGGUAAGGGAGUGCGUGCCCAUACGCGUGCGCACACGCUAUUUCCAGCGCACUUCCGGGUCAGAGGAGCAACGGAAAUAGCUUGUGCGCAUGUGCACGGGCCUCCUCCGACCCGGAUGUGCACCAGAAAUAACGCAUGCACACAAGCUAUUUCCGGUGCUCCUUUGACCCAGAAGUGGGCAGCCGCGCAGCGCCGAUAAGAGCAGGUGGCAGCAGCAGGCGUUGCUGCGGGCCGGAUAAACGCGUCCCUUGGGCCUUAUCUGGCCCGCUGACCUUAGUUUGGGGACUGCCCUAUGACAAUACAGUGGUACCUCGGGUUAAGAACUUAAUUCGUUCUGGAGGUCUGUUCUUAACCUGAAACUGUUCUUAACCCGAAGCACCACUUUAGCUAAUGGGGCCUCCUGCUGCCACCACACCGCUGGAGCACAAUUUCUGUUCUCAUCCUGAAGCAAAGUUCUUAACCUGAGGUAAUAUUUCUGGAUUAGUGGAGUCUGUAACCUGAAGCGUAUGUAACCCGAGAUACCACUGUACAGCAAAACCAAACUUUUGACCAGCGUGGGCACAGUGACUUUGAUGCCAAGCCAGUUUCUUUUUUCUUGCUUACGCUCCACUUUGCUUAACACCCCACCUGGACUCGAAAGCAGGCUUGCUGUCUGGCGACGUUUCGGCUGGCCGUUGGAAUUUUCCGAAACGAAAAUUGCCAUUUGCCCCUGAGCCCGUGACCUCUUCUUUUCCUCGGCUUGGCUUACUCUGAGCAAAGCUUAUUUGUGGACUGUGCGGAGGGUUGGGAAAUAAGCACCGUGGGGCGUGAGCAUGGCACCAGCAUCCCUGCGGUGGCUGCGCAGACCUCCGGAGUUCACACCCAGCUCCGAAAGAGAGCAGCUCGUCCCUUGGCAGGCAGGGUCUGUCUUACGUGGCGCCGUGUUGCUUUCUUGCCAGAAGGAGGCGCAAGAGAGCUGUGGAGCCGCAUCGCCAACCGGUCUCUGCUCCUCGGACAGCUCAGAGGUGCCCACCCAUGGAGGCCAGCCGGACAUCAGGUCAGUGCUGCUCAGAUGGUAACUUUGCAAAGAUCCCUUAUGAAUUUAAUUAUUCAAAUGGUUAUUAAAUUCUGCUGUUUCCCUCUCUCUCUUUUUUUAAAGUUCACUUCUGAGACCCAUUUAUUAUCUUCGUUAGAAACCAAAUUUCCGGAGAGGUGGGGGGCAGGGUGGGAGGGAACGCAAAGAGCUGCCAGGGCAACUGGAGGGGAAACGAACUUGCGAGUGUCCUGUCCUUCCUUGCAGGUUGUCCCUCAGGCCGCAGCUGUGCCGGAAUAUCGCAGAGGACCUGGACCCAACCUUCAGGGCCCAGAGGACGGAGGCCCCUGCUGGAAUGGUUUCCCUUUGCUCCAGAGGUGGGUAAUGCAACUGGUUCUUCUGGGAUUGCAAGCCGUUUCCCAGGUGCUGACUGGGGAGGGCGGUGUCCCUUUGACCUCAGGUACACACGAGUGGGACGCGAGUGGCGCUGUGGGUUAAACCACAGAGCCUGGGACUUGCCAAUCAGAAGGUCGGCGGUUCGAAUCCCCAUGAUGGGGUAAGCUCCCGUUGCUCGGUCCCUGCUCCUGCCAACCUAGCAGUUCGAAAGCACAUCAAAGUGCAAGUGGAUGAAUAGGUACCGCUCCGGUGGGAAGGUAAACGGCGUUUCCGUGCGCUGCUCUGGUUCACCAGAAGCGGCUUAGUAAUGCUGGCCACAUGACUCAGGAGCUGUACGCCGGCUCCCUCGGCCAAUAAAGCAAGAUGAGCGCUGCAACCCCAGAGUCGGCCACGGCUGGACCUAAUGGUCAGGGGUCCCUUUACCUUUACCUUUACGCACAAGAGUGGCCACCAGGGGGCAGCAGGGGUUGGCGUGCUUGUUCUUUCAACCCCAAGUGAAGGCUUCGAACAUUUGCUUGGCCACCAUCUUUUAUGUGGGCGACAGCGUGGCAGCCCCUCCUGCCCUCCCCAGCGGCCUCUCUCUGUCCUCUAUGUUCGUUUUGAAGCACUUAUGGUAGUGUAGUCGGGGUGCGCGUUCAGUUAUGUUACGUUCGUUCUCUGAUCUGCCUUGUGUUAAUGAAGGAUGCUAAAGAUAUCCUUUUUCAUAAACAAACCAGCCACAGUUCUGAUCGGUCCAGAUCCGGCAGUGAGAUCCAAUUCCACGUUCAGGUGCUCCAUAAAGGGCAAACGCUAAAGAAUAACAUUUAAUACUUGUCCUUCCAUUCUAUGUCUAGAAUGGUCUUCUCAGCCCCAUUUACUCUCCGCAACGAAAGGCUGGGGCCAUUUAUAAUAAUAAUAAUAUAAUAAUACUUUUUUUAUUUAUACCCUGCCCUUCAAAAACAGGGUUCAGGGCAGCUAACAACAAAUUUAAAACACUUUAAAACACUUAAAUAUAAAAGCAGCAUAAAAUACAAUAUAAAAACAUGAAUAACAAUAAAAAUAAAAAAUCAAUUAGAUAACCCCCAGGGCUAGCUGGCUGAAUUAGUCCUACUUGGGCCAGCGAGGAGGCCAGGGGAAAAUUAGCUGUGGGGUCUCAGAGCGGGUGAUCUUCAUAAAAGGGGAGGGGGAAGGAAGAGAAGGGAAAUAAAAGAUCAGGCUGAAUUCAAAUUAAAGGCCAGGCGGAAUAGCUCUGUCUUUGCAGGCCAGUCAGAAUCUGAGAGUUGGUAGGGACCCCGAGGGUCAUCUAGUCCAACUCCCUGCAACGCAGGAAUCUUUUGCCUAAUGAGGGGCUCGAACCCAUGACCCUGAGAUGAAGAGUCUCAUGAUCUACCAACUGAGCUGUCCUAGCUGCAGCUGAUGGGGAAGGGUAGCCCCAAGGCCCAAGUAGAGCAGGGGAAAACUCAUUGCUGAAACCCUGGUGAGCCGCUGCUGCCAACCAGAGUAGGUGGCACUGAGCUGCCUGAAUUAGUGUCUAAGGCAGCAGCUUCCCCUGUUCCCAUCCCUCCCCGACUGCACCCGGAUGGUGGAAGUUGCUGCUGAUUCCUAUCAUUCUGUUUAUCGUCCCCAAGUCAACACUUGCCCCCUCCAAAAAACCCUCUUUGGCUCCCAUGAAUGCUCCCAAGAUUAUCAGUGGUGAUAAUUGCCAAAAGGCUUUGCAACGAGAUGCGAGCACUUCCUGUGCAAGAGGCCUGCUCCACUGGGUGCUUGGCACCCCAGCACCACCAUGUCCGUGUGCCUGGUUGCCUUGGGGAGGGUUCUCGUCCUAUCUUCCCCCUUAUCUCAGCUGGUAGAGCAGGAGACCCUUAGUCUCUGGGUCAUGGGUUCCAGCCGCAGCAGAUCCCUUCUCCCUGUGCUGCAAAGGGAGGAAGCCUCUUUUCCUACGGCUGUCUUGGGUAUAGCACAACUGCCUCAUCAGCACAGCAGGGAACAGACAUGUGAGCACCCUCCUCCAGUCUGCUGCCCUCCACAUGUUACUAGACUACAAAUCCCAUCAUCCCUGAGCACUGGCCGUGCUAGCUGAGGCUGAUGGGCAUUGUAGUCCAAAGCAGCUGGCUCAUUUGGGAUGUGGGGAUGGCUGCUGCUGGUGAUGCCUUUACAGACAGAUCUCUCUCUCUCUUCUCCUCCGUCCAACCACUUUAGCUGCUGCUGCCCCAGGAGGACACUCAGUCCCUGUGGGCGGCUUCUUCGACUACCCAGACGAGCUCGGCGAACCGGCCUUUGUGUCCCCGACAAAACGACAGCCAGAGAAGGUAGGCCGGCAGAAACCCAGGGACAAGAAGGAAGGCUGCAAGCAACAGUGA